Molecule: messenger RNA, 717 nt
Organism: Emiliania huxleyi CCMP1516
Lineage: Eukaryota; Haptophyta; Isochrysidales; Noelaerhabdaceae
Exons: 6
Coding region: 1-717 (238 amino acids)
Source: RefSeq, a predicted model, not a curated record
AUGUCUCCGGAAGGGUCGGAUCUGGCGUACUCGGGCCACAGCGCGCUCGCGGCCAGCCUGGUCAAGGAGCUGAAGCGUACCCCCGAGGCGCCCCCGGUGUCGCUGAUGGAUGUGCUGCACCCCAUCUCUUUGGUCGCUGGCGUCAAGCGCAAGGGCGAGAACGGCGCGCCGCGCCCGCCUGACCCGCCGACCCGCGCUGCCCCGCAUCCGGCAGUAGCCCCAGCACAUGCCGCCGCUGCUCGGUGCGAGAAGGGGAUCCUGCCGACCUCGAACAAGCGGAGCAAGGUGGAGGAGUCGGAGGAGAGCGACGACGACGACGGCACCGAGGGGCAAGACGAGGAUCCACUCCCCUCGGAGCGCGUGGGCAGCAGCCACCUCGAGGCGGAGAAGAAGAAGCACACAGAGGGCCACACGGGGGAGCGCGCGCCCGCGGACGAGGAGGAGACGCCGCGCGCCCAGGCGAAGGCGGGCCGUUUCAUGCGCGUCGACCCGAACGAGGCGCUGCCAGUGGUCUCGAAGCUCGGCGAGAAGUCGCUCAUCGACAACAGCUGGGACGCGCUGCGCGCCAAGGGCCACACGUACGCCGACAAGGCGCAGGAGCGGCUCGGGCCGGUCAAGGGCAAGGCCUUCCAAAAGCAGAUGACCAAGGCCAAGCGCGGGACCUACAUGGGCGGCGCUAUCGACGUCGGCGCGGUCAAUAGCAUCAAGUUCGAGUGA